Messenger RNA from Geodia barretti, 1398 nucleotides. Lineage: Eukaryota; Metazoa; Porifera; Demospongiae; Tetractinellida; Geodiidae. The record is from the annotation of a GenBank genome assembly.
AUGCGUCAAGGCGGAAACCGGGAUACAUCAAAACUGCUGAUGGAGCGCAGCGUGCCGGGCCGGGCCGGGGCCGUAUUGCCGGCGUCGGACGUGCCUCCGCAGCCGCUCCCCGACUCGGCGCUGCUGCGGGAUGAGUUGCCGCUGCCGGAGAUCUCGGAGCCGGAGGUGGUGCAGUACUUCACCGGCCUCAGCCAGCGCAACUUCUCCAUCGACACGCAUUUCUAUCCCCUGGGGAGUUGUACCAUGAAGUACAACCCCAAGAUCAACGACGAGACCGCCUUCCUGCCCGGGUUCGCCGGCAUCCAUCCAAUGCAGCCUGCCGCGCAAUCACAGGGGGCGCUGGAGCUGCUGCACCGGCUGCAGGAGUUCCUCGGCGAGAUCACCGGCCUGCCCGAGGUGAGCCUGGCCACGUUGGCCGGCGCUCACGGCGAGCUGGCGGGAAUGCUGAUGGUCAAGGCCUACCUGCAGUCCCGUGGCGAGACCGGGCGGACGAAGGUAGCCAUCCCCGACAGCGCCCACGGCACCAACCCGGCUUCGGCGGCAAUGGCAGGGUUCCAGGUGGUGGAGCUGGCCUCGGACAGCCAGGGCAACGUGGACCUCGAGGCGCUGCACGACGUGGCCGACGACAGCCUGGCCGGCGUCAUGAUCACGCUCCCCAGCACCUGGGGCUGUUCGACACCAACAUCGUCGAGACCUUCAGCACGCCCCACGGCGGCGGCGGUCCCGGGCGCCGGACCGGUGUGCGCCACCGAGCGGCUGGCACCCUACUUGGCUGCACCGGUGGUUACCACGCACUCCUUCGUGCCCAUGUCGGGCAGCGACCCUGAUGAAAGACAGAUCGGCGAAGCCCACUCCUUCUAUCAUCUGCACACCCCAGAACACAGCAUCGGCAAGCUGGCGGGGUUCCACGGCAACUUUGGGGUGCUGGUGCGGGCCUACACCUACAUCCGGACGCUGGGCGCUGCGGGCGUAACGUCGAUCAGCGGCAACGCGGUGCUGAACGCCAACUACAUGAUGAACGCGCUGAAGGACGUCUACCACCUGCCCUACGACCGCACCUGCAUGCACGAGGCCGUCUUCUCCGCGGACUGGCAGAAGGCGCGGGGCGCCGGUGGCCUGGAAAUCGCCAAGCGGCUGCUGGACUACGGCUUCCACGCCCCCACGAUGUACUUCCCGCUGAUAGUCCCCGAGUGCCUGAUGAUCGAACCCACGGAGUCGAGAGACGCAGGAGACGAUCGACGACUUCGUGGCCGCCCUGAAACAGAUCAACGCCGAGAUCAACGAGGACCCGGACCUCGUCCGCAACGCCCCGCACACAACGCCAGUGGCCCGCCUCGACGAGGCGCAAGCGGCGCGGCGUCCCAACCUCCGCUGGACGGGGGAGGGUUAGGGGGCUAG